This is a messenger RNA of Elephantulus edwardii (Cape elephant shrew), 2298 nucleotides long. RefSeq names its product splicing factor 1 (gene SF1). Bases 293 to 2209 code for a protein of 638 amino acids. Gene Ontology annotation, molecular function: mRNA binding; zinc ion binding. Gene Ontology annotation, cellular component: nucleus. The record is from RefSeq and is a predicted model, not a curated record. The transcript is spliced from 14 exons. NCBI's taxonomy places the organism in Eukaryota, Metazoa, Chordata, Mammalia, Macroscelidea, Macroscelididae. Gene Ontology annotation, biological process: regulation of mRNA splicing, via spliceosome.
CGCAGCGAGAAAGGCGAACGCCUGGCCAAUCGGAGGCCGCCGAUCCCGACCUCGCGCCGCGGCCCGGUCCAAUCGAGGCCCGGCCCCACCGCCCCCGCCCCGCCCCCGCGGCGCCCUCUCUCCUCCCUCUUUGUGAGUCUCGCGCCGCCGCCGCCCGCCGCGUGAGAGGACGGUUCCGCGCGCUCCGCGGCAGCGCAGUCGGCACCCCCCCCACCCCCGGAAAAUUCGCGAAGGAGGAGCCUUCGCCGUCUCCGCUAAGGGAAAGGAGCCGCCGGUGCCAGUCUCGGGCGCCAUGGCGACCGGAGCGAACGCCACGCCGCUGGACUUUCCAAGUAAGAAGCGGAAGAGGAGCCGCUGGAACCAGGACACAAUGGAACAGAAAACUGUGAUUCCAGGAAUGCCUACUGUUAUCCCUCCUGGACUGACUCGGGAGCAGGAAAGAGCUUAUAUAGUGCAACUGCAGAUAGAAGACCUGACUCGUAAACUGCGCACAGGAGACCUGGGCAUCCCCCCUAACCCUGAGGACAGGUCCCCUUCCCCUGAGCCUAUCUACAAUAGUGAGGGGAAGCGUCUUAACACCCGCGAGUUCCGCACACGCAAGAAGCUUGAAGAGGAGCGACAUAACCUCAUCACAGAGAUGGUUGCGCUCAACCCAGAUUUCAAGCCACCUGCAGAUUACAAACCUCCAGCAACACGGGUGAGCGAUAAAGUAAUGAUUCCACAAGAUGAAUAUCCAGAGAUCAACUUUGUGGGGCUCCUGAUUGGACCCAGAGGGAACACCCUGAAGAACAUUGAGAAGGAGUGCAAUGCCAAGAUUAUGAUCCGGGGAAAGGGGUCUGUGAAAGAAGGAAAGGUUGGACGCAAAGAUGGCCAGAUGCUGCCAGGGGAGGAUGAGCCACUUCACGCCCUGGUCACCGCCAACACAAUGGAGAAUGUCAAGAAGGCUGUGGAGCAGAUAAGAAACAUCCUGAAGCAGGGUAUUGAGACUCCUGAGGACCAGAACGAUCUCCGGAAGAUGCAGCUUCGAGAGUUGGCGCGAUUAAAUGGGACUCUUCGAGAAGAUGAUAACAGGAUUUUACGACCCUGGCAGAGCUCCGAGACCCGCAGCAUAACCAACACCACAGUGUGCACCAAGUGUGGUGGAGCUGGCCACAUCGCCUCUGACUGCAAAUUCCAGAGGCCUGGUGACCCUCAGUCAGCUCAGGAUAAAGCACGCAUGGAUAAAGAAUACUUGUCCCUUAUGGCUGAACUGGGUGAAGCACCUGUACCAGCAUCUGUGGGCUCUACCUCUGGGCCCGCUGCCACACCCUUGGCCAGCGCACCUCGGCCUGCUGCUCCCGCCAACAACCCGCCUCCACCGUCUCUCAUGUCCACCACACAGAGUCGCCCCCCCUGGAUGAACUCUGGCCCUUCGGAUAGUCGACCUUACCACGGCAUGCACGGAGGUGGCCCCGGCGGACCAGGAGGUGGCCCCCACAGUUUCCCACAUCCGUUACCAAGCCUGACAGGUGGGCAUGGUGGACAUCCCAUGCAGCACAACCCUAAUGGACCCCCACCCCCUUGGAUGCAGCCGCCUCCACCUCCGAUGAACCAGGGCCCCCACCCACCUGGGCACCAUGGCCCUCCUCCAAUGGAUCAGUACCUGGGAAGUACGCCUGUGGGCUCUGGGGUCUAUCGCCUGCAUCAAGGAAAAGGUAUGAUGCCGCCGCCGCCUAUGGGCAUGAUGCCACCACCGCCGCCGCCUCCCAGUGGGCAGCCCCCGCCCCCUCCCUCUGGUCCUCUUCCCCCAUGGCAACAGCAGCAGCAGCAACCUCCGCCACCCCCGCCACCCAGCAGCAGUAUGGCUUCCAGCACCCCCUUGCCAUGGCAGCAAAAUACGACGACUACCACCACGAGCGCUGGCACAGGGUCCAUCCCGCCAUGGCAACAGCAGCAGGCGGCUGCCGCAGCUUCUCCAGGAGCCCCUCAGAUGCAAGGCAACCCCACUAUGGUGCCCCUGCCCCCCGGGGUCCAGCCGCCUCUGCCGCCCGGUGCCCCUCCCCCUCCGCCGCCUCCGCCACCUGGUUCCGCCGGCAUGAUGAUCCCUCCCCGCGGCGGCGAUGGCCCGAGCCAUGAGAAUGAGGACUUUCCGCGCCCAUUGGUGACCCUUCCAGGCAGACAGCCUCAGCAGCGCCCCUGGUGGACAGGAUGGUUCGGCAAAGCAGCCUGAGUUAUUUUUGUGGACGGAAUCGGAACACACUGGCUCCAUAUCGUGAAAUUUUUAUUAAUUUUUUUUCUUUUUUCCUUUGUUACUUCUUU